Durusdinium trenchii is the source of this 969-nucleotide messenger RNA. NCBI's taxonomy places the organism in Eukaryota, Dinophyceae, Suessiales, Symbiodiniaceae. The record is from the annotation of a GenBank genome assembly.
AUGGAGACCUCCUACUACGUCGGCGCCGAGCCCAAGAAUCCGGUGCAGAAUGAGAAGUUCUGGCGGAAUCGCAUUGAUGCUGAAGAGGGUGCAGCGGUGCGUGCGACCGCCCAAUCCGUGUUGGAGUGGAGCUGCCCCAUCACCGGAAGGAGGCCACAUGCACCUCGACUCGAGCCGAAAGGCACACUUGCAUCUCGAGGUAAAGAGAUUUUAGAAGGAAGUGAGGUAGGACGCUUGGAGAAGGUGGGAAGCUUGGAAAAGCAGGAAAGCCAGUUUCAUGGGCAACGUGUGGAUACCAUGGAUACCCAGCUGCCAGAGCCGCAGGCCGCAGAGAAGGAGAUUGAAGAGCUUCGCAAAAGGCGGCUAGACGAAGAGCCCCUUCCAGAGAUCCUGGUGGAGGAGCCUCAGCGCAAAGAUCUUGACAAGCGCGUUAGGCCGGACGCAUCUGCAGCGGCGCUUCGUUUGGUCGACACUGUGGGGUCGAGGCAGUGGCCAGAUGAGGACUAUGGCCUUCCCGCAAGCUGGCUACAUGCAGCUGCCAAUGCGUCAUGGCCUGCAAUGGAAGGACGCUUGGAGAAACUACCAUCUCUUCCAGCUCUUCAAGAGGCCUCCAGACGGUUGAUUGAGGGGAGUGAUGGUGGUGCCAUGCUCAUAGAUGUUGAGCGCAGUGGCGAAAACACGGAAAGCUUGGGAGUGGAGGCCCCUACAGCCUUCACGAUCAACGGCGUGGCGAUGGUGGCCACUCCAGAAAAGUCCUCCGACUUUGUGUGGGAUGUCUACGCGAUCAGCGAUUCAGUCACAUCCAGCUUAUCAGCAGCAGUUCGCCUACAGGACACACUGGACCACGACGCUGAAGAUGCCCUUGAGAGCAUGAGCGACAUUGAUGACAGCUCUGAAGAAGGGAGAGACCAGAGCUCUGAUGAAGAAGGUGAAGAGGAUGUGCCAAAUUGGACAAAUGAGCUUGACUAG